GAAUGGCCAAGACCCCGACGUGGGCCGGUUUCUUCUUCCUCCGUGUCAAGUUUGGAUCUCAGGCAUGUGCCCGACAAAUCCGCUUUUACGUAUGCCACGAUCAUUGAGUUCCUUCACAAACUCUAGGUAUGGGUAUCUUUCCGGUGAUCCUGAUCGGGCGAUGGAGGAGUUUCCACGCGAAUUUGAGCCUCCACAUUGGUGAUUCAACAGUGUUUGAGUUGCAGGUAGCAUCACCGUAUGCUAUUUGGCUGCCGGGCGAUGCAAACGCUUCCCUGGGACCGAUGUUGUCAACUGGUUCAGUCGCGUGCUUGGGCGAGUCUUAUGCCAACUGUGAUACUACUCGUCAAGCAGCUCGAGCUACCCUUUCUUCUCAUCAACACGUGAAACUGUCCAUAUGCUCUCCUCAAGAUCUCGAGAUCCCGCCUCUUGGCCAAAAAAAAAAAAAAAAAAAAGAACCGUAUUGUUGUUGAGCCACCUAAACGAUCCAUCUGGCUUUGGUUAAAUUGAUUUAGCCGACCGGGCUGAACCUUGUAGCCUUUUGGAUGAGCUUCAGACGACGUGUUCUAUCUGCUGAUUCAUAACACUUUAUUGGAUGAUCUCUUUUUGACAUGCUGCUACUCCAUGAUACUGUGUUGAAGAUAUUUUUAAGAUUUUUUAAGAACGUAUAUCAGUGGCAGGCAGUUGGUACCGCUAGAUAGUUGGCAAUGUUGAUACCAUAAACAUGAGCUGAUAUUCCGCACAUUGGUUGAUGUACAGCACAUGUAGUUUUCGGCAUACACAAGCUCGCUUGAUCUCGCUAUCAUCACCAUCACAGGACAGUCUCAGUCUCCUAAAUGUGUAUCUACAAUAAAGUAUCUGCUGCUCUUUGGGUAUCGCAAUAUUCGUCUAAAGUCUAAAAUUCAGUUAUACAGGCUCAAGUAGGCCACAAAGGCCGAAUCAAUAAAAGAGCUGUACCCAGCCCCUGGUUCAAUGGCUAGAUGGAUGUCUUACAAGCAAUCACCUGAGAAAUCAUGUGCGCCAUUGUACGCCACAGCCAGCAGCCCAAUUACCCAAAUAAGAAAUACGAUGCGCCACCAACGGUCCAUGUGCCAUGUUAUGGAUUCUUCAGCAGCAGCAGACUCCAUGUGCCUAAGCAGCCACAAAAAGGUGCCCGGUGCGCCCCAGCACGGGAACCCCAAUUAGACGAAAGCAAUAGCGAGAUGAUGAGCCCGCCGUGGCUACCAAACGCCGAGAUCAAUAACCUCUGGGCUUCCAUGACUCAUGCCACCCAUGCAUUUCGCUCGGCGCAACUGGAAGAGCUACUGUUAGCAUCACCGGUGCUAGUAGCACAGGCUUCUAGUACAAGUAGUUCGAUUCGAUCGCUUGCAGUAGCGGCCUAUGGACAGCUUCUUCGUCCGGACGCCGAAAAAGCCCUGGCUUGCAAGGUGUUCCCCGUACAUGUACUGGCGCCAAAGAAGGGCAAGUAUGGGGGAGUUGGCUUUAAUGGAGCCCUUGGGCUCUUCAGCUGGACCCUUAUAAAAUUCGAUUUCUCCAUGGAUUUCGAAGGCGGUCUGGCUUUCUAGCUUCUUGGCUUUAAAUAAACAACAAGCUCCGAUCAUUACAUAGAGAUGGUGAUGAAGAGGAACGGCCCCUUACUGAGCUACCUUGAGUCUAUGGCCCUUUAAUUCGCUCUACUGAAACGCUCAGGUGACAGCUGAAGCUUUGCUGUCCAAGAAAUCACAUACAUUAAACCCACGGGGCUUCUUUACAGUAGUAAUUAUUUAUUAUUUUUUUGUUUUUACAUUUCGAAGUAGGUAGUAACGUGUUGUAUCAACAUCCGCCCUCAUGACAACCGCCUUAGAUGCCCUACUCCGCAUAGAGCGAGAGUCCAUCACCAUUGUCAGUGUUGGGCCAACAAUCGUCUUGUCCAGCACAAGGUGAUAUUGGUAAUAGUCCCAAUCUAUUAAUCCGCCUUUACUACCAAACCAAGUCGCUGCAAGUAACCAGCGCCUAUAAAGCAACAACUCCAGCAUUACAUAAACAAACCCAUGCUUUCGACCGAGCCCCCGUUCCCACUCCAACUCCCCUCGUGCCGAAUACCCAGUAACAAGCCGUGCCGCCAACCCGCAAAUACGCGCCUACCACAUACAUGCAAAAAAAAAAAAAAAAAAAAAAAAAAAACAUACAACAUAGCAGUACAAGUAUAUCCGCCCCAAAAACACCCUCGUCCUCUGUUUUGCCCCAAUGAGGCAAGUACCAGGUAAUCCAGGCGUUUUCAGGAGGUGUGGUCUGACGCCGCAUGGCUAGCGGUUAUUUACCACACUGCAAACAUGAUAUUUCGUAAGCCCAGUCAUCAAAGUCUUACUUUUUGGCUCGUAUAACACGCUUGCGUAUCUACAGCACAGGCACAGGCAACUACACGAUGAUAAAAAUGCAUCCUUGCAAAACUGGCAGGUUACGCGC
Molecule: messenger RNA, 2442 nt
Organism: Trichoderma atroviride IMI 206040
Lineage: Eukaryota; Fungi; Ascomycota; Sordariomycetes; Hypocreales; Hypocreaceae
Source: RefSeq, a predicted model, not a curated record